AUUUACUGAGACCGGCUCAUUCCAUUCUUAGUCUGACCUCCACUUUGUAGAGGUCCAUAUAGUGUUCAAUGGAGAGGAAGAGAUUGACGGAUCAACUUGUUUUGGGGGGAUUUAAAAUGUCUUGUGUUUGUCCGGAUACGGUCUUUUAUGAGUUUUCCGCUCGGCUUAUUAUUGGAUUAUCAAUGCCUUUUUGAAUGCCCAGCUACAUCCUCUGCAGGUGAAUCUCUGGAAGUUUGUCCACAAGUCUAGUUGGUUUUAGUUAAGACCAUGAGUUCUGCUAACUCUAGCACAGGUAUUGACCUGCUCCAGGUUAGGAUUGAUACCUUGAGCAGCAAAAUGGACAGGCUCAUAAGUAUCCAAGAAAAAGUGCUCAGCCGACUCGACGGCAUGUCUCAGGACAUUGGUGGAAUUGAGAAGGACGUUGAAACUCUGAAAGUGGAAAAGGAAGAGAUCCAUUUUCCUCCGGUUAUCCAUACAGGCCCGGCCAAUGAGAUGAAGGAGAUGUGCCAAGAAAUGAACAGCAUCAUGUUGGCAGUAAAUCAACGCUCAGAGCAGCAAACCCAAAAGCUGGAGGGAAUGGAAAGUCUGGUGAUGAGCAUUCAGCAAGUGGUCAGCUUUAUUGGAGAAACUGUGAAAACUUCCAAAAUCAUUGAUAUUUUGUUCAAAGGGCCGGCUUCCCGGAAGACCAAAGCGACUUCGGCCCUCAGGUCCAAGGACAGUAAAAUCAAACUGAUCAGCAAAUGCCAGACCUCAGAUAACAAUGAGCCUGUCACUAUGAAGCUAAGAGAUCACAAAGUUAAAGAUGGGAAGUUUCGUCUGAGCCUCAAAGGCCUCAAAGCACAGGCGAAGAAGAAACCACCCGAUUCAACUGUAGAUACAAUCUCUUUGAAGAAGCAGGCACUGUUGCUUGAAGAGGUUCAGAAACUAAAUCAAGAGAAUGCAGAACGCACUGAAGCAUCCCAACCUCUGGAAAAGGGCAUGCAGAAAUCCGAGGAUGGAUUGGUUACUCCACUUCAGCAGGACCUUAUCCUUGAGGAAGCCAAGCCAGUUGAACCUGAGCAAGAGAAGAGCUCGAUAGAAGAGAAUGAGGUACCUCUGGAGCUGAAAGAAGAUGAGAUGAAAGACGCAGAGCCGAAGAUAGAGGAGGUCCAAGCUGAAACACCUAAAUUAGUGGAAGAAGAGACUAAGGAGCUGCCCCUAAAGACCACAGACAUACUCAAAGAUCAGGAGAUAGAGGGAACGGAGGACCAGACAAUUACUGAUGGUCCUUCAGAACCCAGCAUUCCUGAUACAGAGCCUCCUACACCAAUUGAGAACUCAGUGCAAAGCAUUGAGUCUGAGCAGACAGAUGACGUGACUACCACCAGCAAACGACGUGUGACAGAAGAAGAUCUGGGUUUGGAGGACCACAAGAAGAGCAGGGUUGAGGAGGAGGAAGACCAGAGUAAGAAGGAGCCACAGGAACCUGAAGAUCUCCGUGGUGUUUUCAAAGCCGAUGGUGUGGAAAUCAAGUUGGAUUUCAGCAAACUGAAGAAGGAGUGCUAUGAGGCUGAAGAUGAAGAUCACAAGGAUCACUUCUUCAUUGAUUGCACCCCACCUCCAGUAGCCCCCUUCAGUCACCGCGUGGUGUCUGCCAAACCCAACCAGAUUAACAACUUCUACACUAUCAACCGACAGGAGGUUCUCGGAGGAGGUCGGUUCGGUCAGGUGCAUAAAUGCAUUGAAAAUUCCUCUGGACUUACUUUGGCUGCCAAGAUAAUCAAAGCUAGGAGUCAAAAAGAAAAGGAGGUGGUGAAGAAUGAGAUUCAGGUUAUGAACCAGCUCGACCACGCCAACCUGAUCCAGCUCUACGCCGCCUACGAAUCCAGGAACGACGUUAUCCUUGUACUUGAAUAUGUUGAUGGAGGUGAACUCUUCGACAGAAUCAUCGAUGAGAACUAUAAGCUGAAGGAGCUCGACACAGUGAUGUUCAUCAGGCAGAUCUGUGAAGGCUUGCGCUACAUGCACAAAAUGUACAUCCUCCAUCUGGACCUAAAGCCAGAGAACAUUCUGUGUGUCAGCAGAGUCACAAAUAAAGUCAAGAUCAUCGACUUCGGACUGGCCAGGAAGUAUCAGCCCAGAGAGAAGUUGCGGGUGAAUUUCGGGACGCCGGAGUUUCUCUCUCCUGAGGUGGUCAACUAUGAUUUUGUGUCGUUCAACACGGACAUGUGGAGUCUGGGCGUGAUCGCGUACAUGCUGCUCAGUGGUUUGUCACCCUUCCUCGGCGACGAUGACAAUGAGACGCUGAACAACAUUUUGGCCUGUCAGUGGAACUUCGAGGAGGAUGAAUUCUCAGAAGUCUCAGAAGAAGCCAAAGAUUUCAUUUCCAAACUGCUUGUGCUGGAUAAAAGCUGGAGGAUCGGAGCCACCGAAGCGCUGAAGCACCCCUGGCUGGCGGAUUCAGCCGUUCACUACCGCCUGCAUCAGAAGAAAAACAUGUGCCGCUCGCGCAGAAACUCUUGUCUGCCUCCACCUGAGAGCUAACGGACCAAGCCUGCUGUGGAACCAUGAUGAUUACUGGACAUUACAUUAUAUUCAGACACACUGUCCUUUCACUGAAUGUUCCUCAUUAACACUGAUGGCAUUUCUUCAAGUACAGCUGCUGUAUGUAUCGUGUGAAGUCGAUCCUAUUCCAGAAUUUGAUGUGAAGGUGUAAUUUGAUAUUGCAGAUCUUCCUCCGGCCUCAUAAUAUUACUGAUUUGGAUUUCAUACACUGAUUCUGAAAUGACGUGGAAAUCAAAAUGAGUUUUGAAGCAUCGGGCAGUUCACUUCAAAAUGCAAAAUGCAAAAAAAGAAAAAGAGGUCACACUACAUGAGCCCUUAUAAUAUUAUAUUGUGUAAUUAAAACAACAUAUUCAACACUAGGAGAA
Molecule: messenger RNA, 2909 nt
Organism: Cyprinus carpio (common carp)
Lineage: Eukaryota; Metazoa; Chordata; Actinopteri; Cypriniformes; Cyprinidae
Biological process (GO): protein phosphorylation; positive regulation of apoptotic process; intracellular signal transduction
Cellular component (GO): cytoplasm; nucleus
Molecular function (GO): protein serine/threonine kinase activity; ATP binding
Source: RefSeq, a predicted model, not a curated record